Messenger RNA from Anthostomella pinea, 1194 nucleotides. NCBI's taxonomy places the organism in Eukaryota, Fungi, Ascomycota, Sordariomycetes, Xylariales, Xylariaceae. The record is from the annotation of a GenBank genome assembly.
AUGUCUCCUCUAUCCAAAGAAGGGGGACCACCAUGCAUACCCCACGACGUUUCCUCGGUCGAGAAGAAUGCCGAAGGACCGGGAGAUGGACAACUCGAAAGCACAUUCACACCCUUCCCACGGCUUCCUCCAGAACUUCGCCGGCAAAUAUGGGAAUACAGCCUGUCAAACUUGACACCAAUGCUCCGAGUCCGCAUCUCUGGCGGUCGCAUGUCUCAGUGGCCUAUUCUCCAAGUACCGGAACCCCCGGAGCUUGGGUUUACCUACAGUGGUAUUCCUGCCAUCCGAACGCUACCGCCCUCUGAGGAUUCUCCGGCGGAACUGCAAGUCUGUCAUGCCAGCAGAGAGAUUGCGCUCCAGAAUUUGACGGUGAUGGGACCAGCCGAUCUCAUCUCACGCAACGACAUUGUUGAACCCAUCUUUGGUCAUGUGCUAGCACCCAAGCUAUUUACGGUGGCAAAAGAACAUCCGAGAGGGCGCGAACAGUACAUCAAGGGCUUUAUUACCCGGGUUCAGCGACUGUCGAGUCGCAUAAUGCUUCCCGCAUGGCUAGCGCGACUUGUGCUUUUCCACACAACGAGCGAACAGACGCUUCUACUCGACCUCGGCAGCAAUCGGAUGUGUGUGUGCUACGACAUCAAUUAUUUCAAGCAAAGGAUAUGCUUCGAAAGUGGCGAACACAUACCUCAUCGACGAAGAUAUGUUGUGCUGCGCCUCUCCGACAUUGAGAAAUGGGUCUUCGGCUGCAAGAUAGUCAUUGGACAGGUGCCGGAAUGCUUGAGAUGGUACCAUGCAGACGUGGGCCAGCUAUAUCAGUGGGAAGAAAAAUGCAGAUCUGGAACCUUGUAUACUCGGUAUAUUCGCCUGCCGCCUUCCGAAAUCUUGUAUUACUACAUCCACCACCUGCACGAAUUACUCGGCUAUAAUGGUGUCUCCUGCGAUGUAUGUACCAGAAGGUCCAAAACCGUCGCGUCCGUCCUACUGCAGACCUUCGUCGCGAUCAUGGAUGGCGGUAGGUGCCCGGAAUGUGGCCUACGAGUCCUUGCGGAAAUCAAACAGAGACAUCCCGACUUGUCUCUCAACGAUCUGGAUAUUCUCUUGUUGACACCGAAACCUGCCUUCGAGCACGCACCCUCGCCGCCUGUCAAGAUUCUAAACCUGUCGCGGGGACCCGAGCAGAUAAGAACAAUUUAG